This is a messenger RNA of Babesia bigemina, 1878 nucleotides long. Its product is annotated as flavodoxin domain containing protein, putative. The transcript has a single exon. NCBI's taxonomy places the organism in Eukaryota, Apicomplexa, Aconoidasida, Piroplasmida, Babesiidae. Gene Ontology annotation, cellular component: cytosol. The coding region runs from base 1 to 1878 and encodes 625 amino acids. Gene Ontology annotation, molecular function: oxidoreductase activity; FMN binding; flavin adenine dinucleotide binding. The record is from RefSeq and is a predicted model, not a curated record.
AUGAGGGUCCUUAUUGUAUACGCGACGGAAACGGGCUGUGCCGAGGCGCUAGCGUACUCCACGUACAUCCAGUUGAAGUUGCGUAGGGUCGAUGUGAGCGUGAAAUCGGCCGCCGUUGCGACGCGCAGGCUCUUCAUGGCGUUCGACCGCCUCGUAUUCAUGGUCUCAACGGCCGCCUACGGCGAGUUCCCGCACAGCAUGCGGUUCAUGGUGGACGAGUUGCAAGGUGGACGGCGCAAACUGCCAGUGGAGUACACCAUAUUCGGUUUGGGCGACUCCAGGUACCCGCUUUUCAACUACGCUGCGCGCAAGCUCGUCACCCUGCUCGAGAUGGCAGGUGCCAACUGUUUCUACGGGGUGGGGUACGGCGACGACCAGCAUCCGCUGGGCCACACUGGCGAGUUCAUCCCCUGGAUAGCUGGUUUGACCGCGUUGUGGGGGCCUCUAGAGGCCUAUGAAGAGAUGCCGACGACGUUUCGCCUCAAGGUGGAGCAGCUUGAAGCGGGUACUGUCGAGGCUGAAAUUCGCCUUAACACCGCUGUGGGAACGGUCAUUUCAAACGAUGUUAUCACGGCAAAUGAUCACUUCCGGACUGUCCGGAACAUUGUGAUCCAGUGCUACGGGCAGAAGUACGGUCCCGGAGACGUUUGCUGCGUCUAUCCUACUGGCAACCCUGACGAAGUGGUGGAAAUGUUGCAAAAGCUAGGACAAGAUCCUGAACAAGUGGUCAGUAUACGGUCCGCAAACGACGAUGGCUUAGAGUUCAAUCGAGAUUUGGAGGUACUCCACGUCUCCGACGAAGGUGGUGGAAGCCACGAGGGGAGCCGGUUGCCGUUCGAGGGCAAGGCCAUUUCGCUGCGCACACUCUUCGUGGAAUACCUCUCGUUGAAGAACGUGUGCACGCAAUGGCAGAUGUACUUCAUGGCCAAACACGCGACCCUGGAUAUUUACCGGAACAAGCUAAGCGAAAUGGCCUCAUUCAGCAUAGAGGCGUGUGCCGAGUACAACCGGUACUGCAAGGACGAGCGCAGGAGCCUGUUCGAGGUGCUCUGCGACUUCCAUUUGACGAAUUUGCCCGUGGAGGUGCUCGUGAACAUCGCCACACCGUACUACCCGCGGAUGUACUCCAUUUCGUCCACACCGACGACGGUUGGGAUAGCCAGAUUGUGGCCUUCUCCGUGUGACGGCACGCUGAUUGGGCCGCAUUAUAGCACCUUAAAGAGCUUUCUGGCGCAAAAAUCGCGCGAAACCGGCCUCAUCGAACUAUGCGUGGCUGAUGUGACCCACCACACCCCGUACAACCGCAAGGUGAAGGGACAGGCGUCGGACUUCCUCGCGAAUGCCCUGCCGUCACGCUUGCUGAGGCUCACCAUUACAAAGUCACGCAUCGCAGAGGCGGUGUUGGACGUCACGAAGCCUGUCCUGUUCAUAUGCACGGGCACGGGCCUCGCCGCCGUGAAGCCGCUGAUGGAGGCAAGGGUGGAGCGGCUCGCAAAUAUAUGGAACGAAGCGUUCACACUGCCGCAUGUGAGGGACAUGGCGUUCAUAGGGUUCAGGCGAAGGAGGCAGGACCACCUCUACCUAGCUAACGCCCAGCUGCUGAACCCCUGGUGCGAGGUGCACGUGGUUUACUCCAGAGAGGCCGGGCGCAAGAUAUACGUGCAGGAUGAGAUUGUGAAGUUUCCCAAAAGGGUGAUCGAGAUUGUGAUGAACGGACUGGUCAUUAUAUCGGGCCGCUCUCACCCGAUGCCGAAGCAGGUGAUGCAGCGUCUCAGGGACAUGCUUGUGGAGCACGCCGGAUUCGGAGUCCGCGCAGCCGAAAAGUUCAUGGAAGGCGCCCUCAUGGGCGGGAAGAUCAUUAUGGAAACCUGGGGUUGA